UCCAGUCCCCGCUCCUCCACCCGAGAUUAUUUCGUAGUGGGACGAGAACUGGGAAGAAGAUGGCGGCUCUCAGGGUGGUGGUAACGACCGGGAGUGGGAGAAUCCUCCUAAAUGCAGCAAAAUGUUCCCACAGUCAAAAGGCUCAGAUGUCGUUCGCCAGCUUACCAAGGGGAAGGAAAGUGGCCCUGACCACUCUCGGGAUUCUGACAACGGGAGGUGCGGGCUUGGCUCUGGCCCUCCAGCAGUCUGUGAAGGCUUCUGACCUUGAGCUCCACCCCCCCAACUAUCCAUGGAGCCACAGUGGGAUGGUGUCGGCCCUGGACCAUGCCAGUAUUCGCCGUGGGUAUCAAGUGUACAAGCAGGUGUGUUCAGCGUGUCACAGUAUGGAGUACCUGGCCUUCCGUAACUUGGUGGGAGUCUCGCACACGGAGGCUGAGGUCAAAGUAAUAGCAGAAGAGAUUGAGGUAGUAGACGGUCCUGAUGAUUCUGGCGAGAUGUUCACACGGCCCGGAAAGCUGUCUGAUUAUUUCCCCAAGCCCUACCCCAACCCGGAGGCUGCGCGAGUGGCCAACAACGGAGCCCUGCCGCCUGACCUCAGCUACAUUGUUAACGCCAGGCACGGAGGAGAGGACUACGUGUUCUCCCUGCUGACGGGCUACUGCGACCCCCCGGCUGGCGUGGCGGUCAGGGAGGGGCUCUACUACAACCCCUACUUCCCAGGACAGGCCAUUGGCAUGGCCCCGCCCAUCUACAACGAGGUGCUGGAGUACGAGGACGGAACCCCUGCCACCAUGAGCCAGGUGGCCAAGGACGUGUGCACCUUCCUGCGAUGGGCCGCCGAGCCAGAGCACGAUCAGCGCAAACGCAUGGGUCUCAAGCUGCUGAUGGGCUCUGCCAUCCUGAUCCCCCUGGUGUACUACAUGAAGAGGCACAGGUGGUCUGUGUUGAAGAGCAGGAAGAUCGCCUACCGGCCCCCCAAAUAAGCCGCCAGGCCACUCUGCUCAGACUUUGCCGCGACCGAUCCCUUAACUUUCUGCACAGCCAUCCAAUCAGCGAGAGCAUCGGUUGCCUUAACACAAGUCACGUCAUAUGUCACAUGUCCUUUCAUGGUGCAGGCUUCUCUCCACAGGAGAAAGGGAAGAGAAAGGUGCAUGCACAACCUCAACAUUGUUUUUACUGUAAAGAAUAAAUUAUCUUAUGAAAUAUGUUUUGUGUUGUCACCUGCUAUAUUAUAUGCCGUCUGGGAGGCAUCCUGACAUAUUCUGAAAAGUCUUCUGUAGUGAGCUGGUGUCAUUGCAUAGUUUCCCUAGACUUGUGUAAAUAUUUAAUAAACCUGUCCUGGUGGAUCUCUGAACUCAAA
This is a messenger RNA of Engraulis encrasicolus (European anchovy), 1360 nucleotides long. It is a transcript of the gene cyc1, whose product is annotated as cytochrome c1, heme protein, mitochondrial. Gene Ontology annotation, biological process: mitochondrial electron transport, ubiquinol to cytochrome c. Bases 60 to 983 code for a protein of 307 amino acids. The transcript has 7 exons. Gene Ontology annotation, molecular function: electron transfer activity; heme binding. The record is from RefSeq and is a predicted model, not a curated record. Lineage: Eukaryota; Metazoa; Chordata; Actinopteri; Clupeiformes; Engraulidae.